Molecule: messenger RNA, 6554 nt
Organism: Candoia aspera
Lineage: Eukaryota; Metazoa; Chordata; Lepidosauria; Squamata; Candoiidae
Gene: LTBP2
Product: latent transforming growth factor beta binding protein 2
Exons: 34
Coding region: 347-5551 (1734 amino acids)
Molecular function (GO): calcium ion binding
Source: RefSeq, a predicted model, not a curated record
CUAUCCAGAACUAGCCAGUGCCAGAGGCAAAGGAGAAGGUGCUUGGAGCUGUCUGCAAAGAACACCACGCGCUCUGCUCUGACAGCUGCUGCGAGAAAGAGAGGGGAGACCGCCAAGUCAGGGAACUGUUGCUCCCGGCUCCAGAAGACCUGUGUUAUUGCUCCUCUGAGCCUUGCUUUCCCAUCUAGACAGCAGGUAUCAUUGAAGCCUCUUUUGGAUGCACCUGAAGAUGUGAAUGGCUCUGAAAUGUACCAGAGGGAUUUAGCUGGGGAGACUCUUCUCUGCAAUCCAAUUGCAUUUGGUGUAUGACACCAGUAAUCCAACAACAGUGUGCUUCUCCUCUUGGAUGGAAGCCAUGAGGAGCUCCUGGACCAGUUUUCUCCCAUUAACUAUUGCACUUUUUAUGGGGGUUGUGGACUGUCAGAGAGACUUCGCUGGGCAACUGGAUCAACGUCCUUCUUUCAGGACAGAUGCUGGGAACAGGGAGAUGACACGGCCAAGAUUUCAGCAGAACCAAGGCAGGUUUGGGCCAAGAACUAAGGUGCACGGUUUGUUCCAGGUACAUGGUUCUUCUCCUACAUUGGAUCAUGGUCCUGUGACUCCUCAGACCAAUGCUGCUGCUAAUGCCCAGAUGAGACAUCCAGCAGGGAGGGAGCAUCAAAGACAAUACUCUGCUCCCACAGUCCACAGACUCCCAUCUCUCACCAGUGUGAGAUCUCAGGCCAGCAAUCCUAGAAGGAACACUGGUGCUUUGGGUAGAAGUCCAAGCUGGACUCUCCAGCAGAGAGCACCACCGGUGAACCUCGUCCAGAAUGGGCCAAGACCACAGGCAGCCCCACAAGUGCCAAUGCAGACUGCCAGAGGCCGGAUGGCAGGACCAAAUGUCUGCGGGGGACAAUGCUGCUCAGGGUGGACAACGGCUCCUAAAACUAAUCGAUGUAUUAAACCUGUAUGUGAUCCUCCAUGCCAGAACAAAGGAUCCUGUAGCCGUCCUCAGCUUUGCAUUUGCCGUUCAGGCUUCAGAGGCUCCCUGUGUGAAGUGGUGAUUCCGGAAGAGGAGUAUCAAACUCCCGGCCUUGCAACUGCCUUAAGGCCUCCGGCAGAUUCCCUUCUAAAGAGAAUAAGCAGCGCAGAAAAAAGAGAGCAACAGCUACCUAUCAUGCAAAAACUACCAGCUGGGGUUCAGAACAGAAGCAGCUCUCUUGUUACCUCUCAGCUGUACACAGGAUCAUCCCGUACAGUCCGACGCUAUCCAGCUGCAAACCACGAUCAGCUGACUUCCAAUACACUUCCCAAUGGGAAUGGAUUUGAACAGAGCAGUGUUGGGCCACAAAUGGUAUAUCCAGAACCUGUUUUAUCUCCCUGGGGAGCCAAUCUGACAGAGAAAAUCAGGAAGAUAAAAAUAGUCUUCACUCCCACAAUCUGUAAACAGACUUGUCACCAUGGCCGCUGCUACAAUUAUUGUGAGAAAGGGGACACUACCACCUUAUACAGCCAGAGUGGACAUGACCACGACCCCAAAUUGGGUUUCCGUAUCUAUUUCUGCCAGAUUCCAUGUCUAAAUGGAGGGCGCUGUGUGGGCAGGGAUGAAUGCUGGUGCCCAUCUAACUCUACAGGGAAAUUUUGCCAUCUACCAGCUUUAAAAGUAGAAAGGAAACAAGUUCCAAAUAGCUUGGCAAGCAGAUCCAUGAAGCAUUCUAUGUAUACACUUCCUCUAUCCAACCAACUUGCUUCAAUAUAUCCUUCCCUGGUGAAUGUGCAUAUCAGCCAUCCCCCAGAAGCCAUGGUGCAGAUCCAUCAGGUGGCUAGAGUGAAGAGUGACUCAGAACAAUCAGAAGAGAACAGUGUGGAAAGUGGACAGAUAGCCCAGCUUCCAAUGGCCUCCCAUUACAGUAAUAAUACCACCCCAAACAACAGUAUUGUCAUUGAAAGCAGCCAGCAACAGAGGCCCCAGGGCCCCAUGGGAAAAUGUUACCUGGAGACAGUACAUGGAAAGUGUGCUGACCCAUUGCCUGGUCUGGCCAAGUAUGAGGAUUGCUGUGGAAGUGUGGGAGUCUUUUGGGGUCUCAGCAGAUGCAUUCCAUGUCCAGUGAAACCAGCUCACCCAGUAAUUGAAAAUGGACAUGUUGAAUGCCCACAAGGAUACAAGAAGCUGAAUCAGAGUCACUGUCAAGAUAUUAAUGAAUGUAUGAUUCAAGGUAUAUGUAAAGAUGCAGAAUGUAUGAACACCCGUGGUAGUUUCGUCUGUACUUGUAAGCCUGGUACUAUGUUGGACCCAUCACGCAGUCACUGUAUUUCGGAUAAGGCAGUUUCCACAGAACAAGGGUUGUGCUAUCGCUCGGUGAUAGAAGGAAUGUGUACACUGCCACUUAAUCAGCGGAUCACCAAACAGAUCUGCUGCUGUAGUCGUGUUGGCAAAGGAUGGGGGAGAAACUGUGAGAUAUGCCCCUUGUUGGGCUCUGAAACCUUCAAGGAGAUUUGCCCUGCAGGCCAUGGCUACACUUAUGCCAGCUCAGACAUUCGGAUGUCCUUGAGGAAGGCAGAAGUUGAUGAGCUCCCCUCACUCAGCUCAGAGGAGCAAAGGGGACAUAGUGAUCAGAUUUCUAACUGGACAAUUAGGCAGAAGGAAGUACAGGAGGCCUUGAAUGGUGGUGCUAUAGAUGUUUUUCCCCCAACUGGUGUCCCAGCAGGAAAAGCAGAAUCCCAAGAAGAUCAGGAUACCGAUGAUGCUAUUCAAGAAACUGAUACUAAUCCAGUGGAUAUAACAGAGAUUUCUCCCCAUUCUCCUGCCAAACAAUUUCCAAUAGCUGUAGAUGAAAGUGCUGCUUCAAGAGACACAGCAACAGUAUUCACAGAGAUAAAUGCAUGUUCCUCUUCACCUGAUAUCUGUGGUCCAGGCACUUGUGUGAGCUUUCCUGAAGGAUAUACCUGCUUGUGUUAUCCUGGUUAUCAACAGCAUUCUAGUCACACCUAUUGCAUUGAUAUUGAUGAAUGUGAGAGAAAUCCAUGUGAUGGGAAGGGUCACUGUGUCAACGCUGAAGGCUCUUAUUCCUGUAUCUGUUUUUCUGGGUAUAGCAUUCUCACUUCACAAAACAUGCAAACAUGUCAGGAUCUAAAUGAGUGUGACCAGCCAGAUGUGUGCCAUGGAGGGCAGUGUAUCAACAUGCCUGGCUCGUAUCAUUGUGAGUGCAAAAUAGGCUACAUCCUGAAUCGCAAAGGACAGUGUGAAGAUAUUGAUGAAUGUACAACUUAUAACAUCUGUCCCAGAGGGCACUGCAUCAACACUGAGGGCUCUUUUUCUUGUGUGGAUUGUGGUAAUGGCUAUAUUGCAUCAGUGGAUGGAAGAACUUGUGAAGAUAUUGAUGAAUGUGAUUCACACAUGGCCUGCCCACAGGGAAUCUGCACUAACACACCAGGCUCCUUCACUUGCCAAGCUUGUGAAACAGGCUAUGUUCUCUCACCUGACAGACAGUCUUGUGAAGACAGUAAUGAAUGUGAAUACCCAAACACUUACUGCUUAGGAGGAGAGUGCUUAAACACACCAGGAUCCUACACAUGUCGUUGUCAGCUAGGAUUUGAACUCUUCAAUGGGACCACGUGUGAAGAUCAAAAUGAGUGUCUGGAUAGUGGCAUCUGCAGCCCCAAUGGCGAAUGCCUGAACAGCCAUGGAUCGUACUUCUGCAUUUGCGCUCUUGGCUUCUCAAAUGCUGCUGGUGGAGUCAGCUGCCAAGAUGUGGAUGAAUGUGCCGAUCAGUCCCGGUGUUUGCAUGGCCAGUGCCUCAAUACAGAAGGAUCUUAUAGAUGCUUGUGUCAGACUGGCUUCCGGCAUUCACAGGAAACGGAUGACUGUGUAGAUGUGGACGAAUGUGAAGAAUUUGGGGCUGCUGCUUGUGGCAUAUGGCAAUGCCAGAACACCUUGGGUUCAUUCCACUGCAUUAUGGGAUGUCCUCCUGGCUUCCAUCGCACACCAUUUGGUGAAUGCAUUGAUAUUGAUGAGUGUGCCAAUGAGACCCUGUGUGGAAACCAUGCUUUCUGUGACAACACUGUUGGGUCAUUCCAUUGCCUGUGUGACCGUGGCUAUAAAAAUUCACCUUCAGGCCAUGACUGCAUUGAUGUAAACGAAUGUGAGCUGAUGGUUGCAGUGUGUGGGACUGCACUUUGUGAAAAUGUAGAAGGAGCCUUCCUGUGCCUGUGUCCAAGUGACCAUGAGGAGUAUGACACACAAGCUGGGGAAUGCCGCCCCCGAUCAGGCCUAGGGGAACCUGGAAGGCCUGUGUCUUUACAUCCUAGUAGUGCAGAGCGGAAGGAGUGCUACUAUCACAUCAGUGAUGUCCCAUUGUGUGACAGUGUCUUGGCCAAUAACACCACGAAAGAGGAAUGCUGCUGCACUGAAGGAGCAGCCUGGGGAGAUAAUUGUGAAACAUAUCUGUGUCCAGUCAUUGGCUCAGUGGAAUAUAUUGAUAUUUGUCCCAGUGGGAAGGGCUAUAUUCCUGUAGAAGGAACACUAAUUUUUGGACAGACAUCUUACACAGAUGCUGAUGAAUGUGAAAUGUUUGGCUCUGAGGUCUGUCGUAAUGGACAUUGUGUGAACACAGUACCAGGAUACACAUGCUUCUGCCAUGUUGGAUAUUUCUAUGACUCUAGCCGGCUUGAAUGUGUUGAUCUAGAUGAGUGUGAGAAUGAAGAGAUCUGUGCAGAUGGCAAAUGUCUGAACACAGCUGGUUCUUACCACUGCUUCUGUAGCCUUCCCCUGGUCCUAGAUGUAAUCCACAAUCGCUGUGUCAACGUUUCCAACAGUGCAGAUAACCUGGAUGAAUCUGACAGUGAAUUGGACAUCUGCUGGCAGAAGGUCUCAGCAAGCUAUGUUUGUAAUGAACCAUUGCUGGGACGACGAACAACAUACACAGAGUGCUGCUGCCUUUACGGAGAGGCUUGGAGUCAGGACUGUGCACUCUGCCCUCCAAGGUCCUCUGAAGAUUUUUAUCAGCUGUGCAAUAUAGUGAGUGAGGCUGGACUCCAAGAAAGGCCCAGCUAUGAAUAUGGGCCAAAUCAGGACAGCCAUCAAUAUGAGCUUUACACCCCAGAUUUGGAGCCCUAUUUAAAUCGCUUGGAUCUUGAGGAUGGAACGGCUGACACCAACAGAGAACAAAGCAAUGCAUUUGAAGAUAGUGCAACAGCACAAAGAGAACAGCUGCUCCCGGUUCAGACACAGCCUCACUACCUGCCUGAGCACAUUGAGCAGUACAGCAACUUUGAAGGGCUACAAGCAGAAGAGUGUGGAAUUCUUAAUGGUUGUGAAAAUGGACGCUGUGUACGUGUGCAGGAAGGUUAUACUUGUGACUGCUUUGAUGGCUUCCAGUUAGAUUUGAAGCUCAUGGCCUGUGUGGAUAUCAACGAGUGUGAAGCAGCAAAUGCCUCUAUGAUUCUUUGUAACGGCAAUACCUGUGAAAACACAGAGGGCUCUUACCGCUGCACCUGCUCACCUGGCGGUGCAGCUUUAAUGGAGCCUCACUGCAUUCCAGAGACUGCACAAAAUCCAGAGGCAGCAUAACUCCAAAAGAAGUGAUAAAACGGAGGCAACAUUUUCAGCCAUUUGCCUUAAGAACUGGAGAUCUGUGCAGCCAGAAAAUAGUUUCAGGGAUCUCAGCAGCUUUAAAAUAUUUUAUUUCCCAGAAAGCAAGGACUCAACAUAUGCCUGUGUUGAAUUACAGUAUUUCAGCCAGUGUAAACACUCAGGGCCCAACCCUCAUGUAUGUGCAUUUAAAAAGCUGUCACUCCAUUUUUAUCGGAGAUUUUUGACCUUCUGUUACUAAUCUGCACUGGGUGGACAACAGUACACUCCCUCCUUUCUGUUCAUCUCUUUUGCUUCUCAGUUCAUAUCAUAGGCUGAACAAACUUUGCCCCCUGAAUUAUUCUCACAAGGCUUCCUCCCUUUAUUGUACUAAUUUCUCACUAAUCCCAUGUCAUCUUAUAUUUCUUUACCAUUCAUAGAAUGCUGCUUGCUAGUUUUACUUAAAAUACUUACUCUAGUCUUUUCAGAAAUAGUCUGAGAAUCUAAUUGUAUUUGCCAUAGUUGGUCAGGGGCAUAAAAAUAGAGUUCUUCCAGCUUUGUGUACUAAAUGGGCAUCUCAGCCUCACAGCUACUAAUGCAUUAUGUCCUCUUUUUACCAUGGCUGAAGGAAACUCCCAUUCUACAGGUAACACACAUUUGGCUUCCCACUGAAUCCAGCCAAAAAUCUAUAUAACCUUCCCUUAAAGUUAUCCUUACUAGCAAAGCAAAAGACACAGUAUCCCAAUACCCAAGCCCAGAACACAGGUUCCCCAUUCUCAGAGUUAGAGCAACUACUUAUAGUCUGAUUGUGGCUUGGACUUCAUUGGCCCUUUUGGGCUCUCUGUUCACCACAAGCCAUGGACAUCCAACUGCACCUUCUGUGACUGCUGGAAUGUUACUUCGGGAAGCGGGAAAGAUUAUAGCUCUUUAGUUUUAAGAAGUAAUCUCUGCAGUGCUUUCCAUUGGAAAAAUAUAACACAAUGUUAAAUAAAUUGUUUUUUUU